This is a messenger RNA of Babesia bovis T2Bo, 1322 nucleotides long. RefSeq lists its product as uncharacterized. Lineage: Eukaryota; Apicomplexa; Aconoidasida; Piroplasmida; Babesiidae. Bases 160 to 1086 code for a protein of 308 amino acids. The transcript has a single exon. The record is from RefSeq and is a predicted model, not a curated record.
UGGAAUCAACGUUACAACAUUGACGAGUACGAUAAUCCAUUAGUGGUUCUAGUGCAUCAUCCACAGUUAACACCAGCCGGUAUUAACAGGAACCUCGUGCUAUUGUCUUCUAACUAGCACCUUCCGACUAACCUAGAAACUGUACAUACUAACUCUAUAAUGGCAUCCCAGUCAACCGUAUCCUUCAAUGUCCACUCUGUUGGCGCAGUGCGCCGCAGCUCAUUCGGCAGGAUGACUGCCUGGGUCUUGUUCUUCGUCGCUUUGUUCAACCUUUUCAAUGGCGUCGCUGUUGCCGAUGUGGAGGUUGAAAAGCGUGAAUUGGGCACUCCCGGGAUAGUGGAAGAUGGCCAAACGGGAGAAACCAGCUCUGUAUCAGAGCAAGAGCAAGAACACGAUGCGUCUGGUGACGAAGUUUCUGAUGAAGAACUAGAUGGUGAAUUGCCCGCAGAAACACCUGCUGCUGAGGAGGGAGAAGAAGGUGAGGUCGCCGGUGAAAUGACUUCAGCAUCACCUGCCGAUGAGGAGGAAGAAGGUGAAUUGCCUGAAGAAUCACCUGCCGGUGAGCAAGAAGCAGGCUAUGAAUCUGACCCUGAAACAAUUCACAAGAUGGCCACUGUACAACCAACUCGUCGUGUUUACAUCUCUUGCUCUCCAACCAAAAUCGGUGACAAGAUGGACGUUGAAAUUGGCAGCCCCUUCAGCCGAUUCUCACGUGGCGAAAAGCUAGAUUCCGUACAAAAGUCAAAAGCAACUAAAAAUUUCAGGAAGAUAAUUAACCACAUCACGGGAUAUUGCCUCAAGUUUAAGGACCAAGAUCCCUACGGUGACAUUUACACGGCCUUUGAAGAAGCUACCGCCAUGUCACUCCCUGUUGACAUUGCCGCAGAGCUUGCAUCAUUACCCGAUAACUUCAACGGAUACUUCCUAAGACCAAAGGCAGCACCCAAAACCAUUUUGUAUCUCGGAAAGUUGUUGACGGAGAGAACUAAUGGUACUAGGUCAGAGGGUGGGCAAUCUCAAUACGCGUGGGAUAAGCAAUACGAAACCAACAUGGAGGCGCUUUACGAUGCCAUUGCUGUAUUUUGAAAAUUGUUACGUCUUUCGAGUUAUCCAUUUGGCUUUUAUUUUCGUUUUUUUAAAAAAGAGGAAUAAAACCUUCCUCCAUUUUAUUAACCACAUUUAGCGGAACUGCUUAAUUAUUGCUACACGAUAAAUAUAUUCAAACGUUACUGUGGCUUAUAGUAUAAAAUUUUCCCUCGACAUGAUUCCAAGAAUAUACUAGUGUUAAGGAGUAGCUCUAAUUACACCAACACGUCAAACAA